This is a messenger RNA of Enterospora canceri, 396 nucleotides long. Lineage: Eukaryota; Fungi; Microsporidia; Enterocytozoonidae. The record is from the annotation of a GenBank genome assembly.
AUGUUUGGGUGUAUUUUAACGGCACAGGCUGUACUGUACUGUGGUAAUUGUGGAAAACAUGAAACUGAUUUAUUCAGUAAUACAUGUUGUAAUUGUAAAUCCACAGCUUCUUUUUGUUGUGAUUGUGUUGACAACCUAGAUAAAGAUUGCACUGAGUGUGAGCUGGUUGAACUGACCAGUCAAAUAAGCAUCAAUCACGAGAGAGAUGAUGAAAGGAAAGAAAAAAUCAGGGAACCUAUUGGAAGACUUGCACAGUCAAUAUGUUCCACUGGUAAUGAUAAAACAGAAAAAGUGAUGUAUACCCAAAAGGGUUCAAAAAGAGUAAGACCAAAUCCAUCAACAACAAAUCAAUUAACAAUUCAACGACCCCAGGCGAUUCAAACAUCGGGUAGCUAA